Molecule: messenger RNA, 864 nt
Organism: Penicillium salamii
Lineage: Eukaryota; Fungi; Ascomycota; Eurotiomycetes; Eurotiales; Aspergillaceae
Source: the annotation of a GenBank genome assembly
AUGCACUACACGCCCCGCGAGGUCGAGAAGCUUCUUUUCUCUCAGGCUGGUCGUCUUGCCCAGAGGCGACUGGCUAAUGGAAAGAAAUUGAACCACCUAGAGGCUACUGCCCUCAUUGCUACUGUUCUCCAAGAGGUAAUACAUGAUAAAAAUCAUUCAGUCUCUUAUCUUAUGAAUCUUGGCAAAGGGAUCCUGGGCCGACGACAUGUACACCCAUCUGUCGUUGGCACGCUCAAGAAGAUGCAAGUGGAAGGAACUUUCGAGACAGGAACGCACCUCAUCACAAUUUACCACCCGGUCAGUACUGAUGACGGCGAUUUCAAAAUGGCUCUGUAUGGAAGUUUCCUUCCGGUUCCUUUACCAGAUCCCUUCCCUGUGAUCAACGAGGCGGACUUUCACCCUCUGGCAAUGCCAGGUGCGGUACGUCCGGCGGAGUCAGGAAACAUCAUCCUGAACCCGGGACGUCCCAGGGUUACGCUCACUGUUACCAACAAGGGAACUCGUGCAGUUUAUAUUGGCUCACACUUCCAUUUCAUGGAGACAAACCCUGACCUCGAAUUCGACCGCGAAAAGGCUUAUGGCUACCAUCUCGAUCUACCUGCCGGAGAGUUCCUUUGCUUUGAACCUAAUCACCCCAAAUCUGUCACCCUUGUACAGAUUGGCGGCUCGAAGAUCAUUCAAGGCGGAAGUGGCCAUGCUAAAGGGCCCCUUGAUCCCAUUCGCUCCGCCAAGGUCUUGCAACAGUUACAGCAGGCCGGGUACCGACAUUCACCUGAGAAGACAACUGAGAAGGGCAACAUUGCGCCCUGCUCGGUUGACCGGGCGACGUAUGCCUCUUCACCUCUGGAUCAGGAUCGAGAAUGA